Messenger RNA from Corticium candelabrum, 730 nucleotides. RefSeq lists its product as uncharacterized. Lineage: Eukaryota; Metazoa; Porifera; Homoscleromorpha; Homosclerophorida; Plakinidae. The transcript has 3 exons. The record is from RefSeq and is a predicted model, not a curated record. The coding region runs from base 82 to 618 and encodes 178 amino acids.
CUCUAACCUUGCACUUGCUCUUGACAUUGAGUACACAACUGUACAUACGGUACAUGCAGAUCUGAGUCUCAGUGAACGUUAAUGGGAGACGCAAAUUCAAAGCCUACAGAGGAGCCGACUGCUCCACAUGCACAAUCGUCUAUACUGGACACUUUCUUCAAAGGCCAAAGCGAAUGCCGUUUCAAGAGAGGCGACCAUAUUCGUCGACCUAUUCGAGAUAGUACCCUACAUCACCACGGAAUUUGCGUUAGUCAAAAUGACGUUAUCAGCUUCUAUAACGAGUCUCAAAUCAUCAAAGAAACCAUCAAAGAAUUUUCUCAAGGAGAAAAUAUUGAAUUGGUCUACCGACCCAGCGAAGACGAACUUGAAGAAAUCGCUUCACGAGCCGAAGCUUAUCUUAACUCACAAGACUUUGGAACUUACAAUGUUGUGCUAAACAACUGUGAACAUUUUGCUAGCGUUUGUUUAAAAGGUGAAGCUCACAAGUCAUCACAACAAGUUCAAAGAGUUGCACGGACAACUGCAAUUGGUGCUGUUACUGGAGGUAUUGCAGCGGGACCAAUAGGAGCGAUCAUGGGGGCAGCGGAAGCCUUUCGUAAAGACGUCAAAGGCGAAUAGAAAUUCCUCUGUUGUAGUCUCUUUAGAUAAACUGUUGAACUAAGUUGUGUAUGUACGUGAUCACUAAAUUAUUGUACGUGUAUGUACACUCAAACGGGUGCAUUAAUUAAAU